AUGAAGAAGGAGCAGCAGCUGGAGCAGCAGCAGCAACUGGAGCAGCAACAACGACAGCAGCAGCAGCAGCAGCAGCAACAGCAGCAACAGCAGCAACAUGCGCGGCUGACCAAGAACAAACCCUCUAAUCUCCGCAGCAGCAGCCGCAGCAGCAGCAGCGGCAACAGCGGCAGCAGCAGCAGCAGCAACUCCCGUAGCUGCAGCAGCAGCAAUCUGCUGCAACCUUUUGUCCUUUAUACAGAAUACUCGCAGCUGCUAAUUGCUGCGGCUGUUGCUGCAGCUGAGCUGCACGCCAUGCACACCUGCUGCAGCAGCAGCAGCAGCGACAGCAGCAGCAACAGCAGCAGCAACAGCAGCAGCAACAGCAGCAGCAGGAUGCCUCUGCCUCAGAGAGACUGCAGUUGUCUCUCUCACACGAGCUCUGUUGUCCUUGCUGCGCUGCAGCGCAGCAGCGUUGCUGCUGCCAGUAGCAGCAGCAGCAACGGCAAUGGAAGCAGCAGCAGCAGCAGCGCAGCAGGUUCCUCUCAGUCGAGAGUGUCCCCUUCGAGGCCUGUCUAUGGAGAAGCAGCAGGCCCCGCUGCGCUGACUGCCAGCAGCAGCAGCAGAGGCAGACGAAGCAGUAGCAGCAACAGCAGCAGCAGCAGCAGCAGCAGCAGCCAUUUGCUGUCUGAUGAGUUCAACAGACAGCCGCCGCAGCAAGACAAAUAUGUUAGGGGCUCCAGCAGUCCCUUCCCCAGUCUUCCUGGCGUAGACUCCUCAGCAGCAGCAGCAGCAGCACUAGCAGCAGCAGAAGGCCCAGGAGCAGCAGCAGCAGCAGCAGCAGCAGCAGGUGUAUCACCCGCAGGCAGAUACGGGGGGAGCCGCCACCGCCUUGACAACAGCAGCAGAGAAGACAUAGCUGAGAACAGUUUUGUUUUUUCUUCAUUUGCUGCUGCAGUCUUGCGUCGGUCGGCUCCCCCAAAUGCAGCAGCAGCAGCAGCAGCAGCAGCAGCAGCAGCAGCAGCUGUUGCUGCUGACCCGGCAUGUGCUGAAAUGAACGCAGGCGUAUUGCGCAGUACCAGCAGCAGCAGCAGCAGCAACAGCAGCAGCAGUUGCAGCAACAGCAGCAGCAGCAGUAUGAUGGUUGGGAUGAUGCGGCGUCGUGGCUCUGUGCGCAGCAGCAGCGAAGACAGCAGCAGUUGCAGCAGCAGCAGCAGCAGCAGCAGCAGCAGUAGCAGCAGCAGCAGGAGUAUUCGUCGGAGCUCCAGUUCGUACUUGAGGGAGGCAGUGCAUUUAAAGCUGAGGUGUACAGACAGUGCAUUGUUAGAAGCAGCAUUGUUUGAUUGCUACAGCAGAUUUGUAGCUCUGCUUCCUUCAGACAUUUUAAGCGACUCUCUGCAUUUAUAUUUUAUUAUUCAGGAAGCAUGGUGGUGGUAUACAGAUAUUUGGCUCCAGCGAUAUAAUAAGCAGCUAAUUUAUUUGUCGCUUCGAGACUUCGGCUUGCUGCUGCUCUCUCAGUCCCUGCUGCUGCAGCUCUUCGUCCCGCUGCAGCAGCACGACAAGUCCUUGUUAGAUUGGCUGUCGUAUUGCAAACUUAUACCACUAAGAGGGGCUAUUAUCCUUAAUCAAGAUCUCUCCAAGUGUCUCCUUGUUACUGGGUGGAGCGGCAGCAGGUGGCAGUUCCCUCGAGGCAAAGUCGAUGAAGGAGAAGCAGAUGAGUGCUGCGCAUGCAGAGAAGUUAGAGAGGAGACAGGUUUGAUGAUAUAUGCUUUGCUGCAGCAGCAAAUGUUUAUUGCUUCUUCAGUUAAAGGUCAAUCUCUCAAGCUCUUUAUUGUCCCAGGGGUCUGCGAGCAGCAGCAGCUCCAACCUCAAAAGCGAAAAGAAGUCGGACGGAUUCGCUGGUUCCCUCUCUCUCAGCUGCCGGGCUACAGCAGCAGCAGCAGCAGCAGCAGCAGCAGCAGCAGUAGUAGUAGUAGUAGUAGUAGUAGUAGUAGCAGUAGUAGUAGUAGUUCUAGUGGUAGGCGCACCCUGCAGCAGCAGCAGCAGCAGCAGCAACAGCAGCAGCAGCAGCAACAGCAGCAGCAGGCGAGGUUCUAUCAGGUGCAGCAGUUCGUACCGAACCUUUUAAAGUGGGUAGAGAUCCUUAAAGCUUCUGCUGCUGCUGCUGCUGGAGGGGAAGGAGAAGCAGCAGCAGCAGCAGCAGCAGAUGGUGAGAGCAGCGGUAAACGCAAACAGCAGGCUGAGGCUUUGCUGCGUGCUAUAGGCGCCAAGACAUCCAGCAGCAGCAGCAACAACAACAACAACAGCAGCAGCAGCAGCAGCAGCAGCAGCAGCAGCAGCAACAUUUCAAGGGGUUGUCAGUACGCGCUGCCACCGCUGGAUGCGGAGACACUCCGCUUGCUGCAGUUUGUAGAAGAGGACCCGUCUGCUGCUGCUGAUGAAACAGCAGCAGCAGAUUAUGCUGAACAGCAGCAGCAGCAGCAGCAGCAGCAGCAGCAGCAGUACGUUAGCUGCAACACCGUUGUAGCGUCUGCUCGACGCAACAGCUUCAGCUUCACCAGCAGUAGCAGCAGCAGCAGCAGCAGCAGCAGCUUGGAGACCUGCCACGUGUAUCAUAGCACAACCCAAUCAGCAGCGUCUGCUACUGCAGGUAGGCGAUCUGCUGCUGCUGCUGCUGCUGCUGCUGCUGCUACAGGCCGCGGACCAGCAGCAGCAGCAACAGCAGCAGCAGCAAAUGAGGGAAUAUGGCAGCGACCUCACAGCCCGUCCUACCGUCCUGCUGCGCACCUCCAUCAGCAGCAUCAUCAUCAUCAUCAGCAGCAGCAGCAGCAACAGCAGCAGCAGCAGCAGUUGCGUGCUGCUGCGAAGGCCCGCAACCGCAGCACAUUUGGUGCAGUUGAGGGUUUUCGUUGGUCUCCAGCGGAAAUGUUUGCUGCUAAUGAGAAGCUGUUCGGCGUUACAUCAACAUACACCCCAGAUGCAUAUACGACGCCCCUAUACACACCGCAGCAGCAGCAGCAGCAGCAGCAGCAGCAGAAGCUGCAGCAGCAACAAAUGCAGCAACACAUACAGCAGCGGGAAAAACAACAACAACAACAACAACAACAACAACAACAACAACAGGUGCUGCAACAGCAGCAGGAGCUGCAGCAGCAACAGCUACAACACCAGCAGAAACUGCAGCAGCAGCAGCACCACCACCACCAUGGUACGGGGAGGGCAGCUGAGGGAGACCGAAGCAGCAAGCCGCAAGACAGCACGUGCGGCCGGUCGCAGCAGCAGCAGCAGCAGCAGCAGCAGCAGCAACAGCCAGCCCAUAGCGGGAGCAGCAGCAGCGGCAGCAGCAGCAGCAGCAGUGCAGCGCCGUCUUCAGUAGGUACUGGAGGGAAGCAUUUGACGGGCUCUGCUGCUGCCAUAUAUAGAGAGCUGCAGCUGCAGCAGCAGCAGCGACAGCAGCCGCAGCAGCAGCAGAGACAGCAGCAGCAGCAGCAGCAGCAAUCGCUUCGGCGUGCUUUGCUGGAAGCAGGUGGGAGGAGCCGUCAGCGAAUUCGCACACCGUUGCUGCAGCCGCCCGCAGCAGCAGCAGCAGCAGCACCACCCUUUCAGCAGCAGCAACAGCAGCAACAGCAGCAGCAGCAGCAACAGCAGCAACCUUCUUCUUGUGUGCGCGCAUGCACUCCUUCAUGCGUGCCUCCCCCGGAGUACAUGCAGCAGAAGGAGCUGCAGCAGCGGCUGCAGCAGCAGUUGCUGCUGCAGCAGCCACGAAGCCGCGGCAGCAGCAGCACCCCUCGCAGCGCCGCCUCUUGUACGAAUCGCAGCAACCCCACAUCUUCUGCUGCUGCUUCUGCCAGCAGCAGCAGCAGCAGCAACAGCAGCAGCAGUAGCAGUAGUGAGUGGUGCUGCAGCAGAAGUGCAUUAGAUGUUGCUAUAGGUGCACUGUCUCCUCCUCCGGCACCCUAUUUAUGUGCUGCUGUGUCCCCAAGCGAUUUAAGUGAGUGCGGGCCUAUAGGAGACACUUCUUCUGUCUCACUGCCUUCAAUUCAGUCGCUGCUGUCUGCACAUGAAGUGCUGCAGACAGAGGCAGAUGAAGCUGCUGCUGCUGCUGCUGCUGGAGGAGAAGGGCUGCUUAGGGCUGCGUCUUGGGCUGCUGCAACUGCACCUGCUUCUGCUGCUGCACCGAGUGUUGUUGUAAAUGCAGCACAUACACACAGUCAUACGUGUUGCUGCAGCAGCAGCAGCAGCAGCAGCAGCAACAGCAACAGCAACAGCAACAGCAGCUGCUGCUGCAGCAACAGCAACAGCAGCACAUUCGCUGAUGAUGAUUUCGAGGCCUCAAGGGACUCGCAGCAGGCCCUGCGCGAGCCUGCUGCAAGAGACACAGCAGCAGCAGCAGCAGCAGCAGCAGCAGCAACAACAACAGCAGCAACAGCAGUGGAUUAA
This is a messenger RNA of Eimeria acervulina, 4419 nucleotides long. RefSeq names its product mRNA decapping protein, putative. The transcript has 3 exons. Lineage: Eukaryota; Apicomplexa; Conoidasida; Eucoccidiorida; Eimeriidae. Gene Ontology annotation, biological process: deadenylation-dependent decapping of nuclear-transcribed mRNA. The record is from RefSeq and is a predicted model, not a curated record. Bases 1 to 4419 code for a protein of 1472 amino acids. Gene Ontology annotation, molecular function: RNA binding; manganese ion binding; hydrolase activity. Gene Ontology annotation, cellular component: cytoplasm.